This is a messenger RNA of Cryptococcus wingfieldii CBS 7118, 888 nucleotides long. RefSeq lists its product as hypothetical. The record is from RefSeq and is a predicted model, not a curated record. Lineage: Eukaryota; Fungi; Basidiomycota; Tremellomycetes; Tremellales; Cryptococcaceae. The transcript has a single exon. The coding region runs from base 1 to 888 and encodes 295 amino acids.
AUGCCCCUCACCACCCUCGACCCUCUCCCUUCCGAAGUCCGCCAACUCAUCUUCCAGCACCUCCAGUCGACCACCGACAAACCCACCCUCGCUACCCUCUCAUGCGUCUCUCGCGCAAUAUACGCCGAGUCAAUCCCUCGCCUAUACGAGACGGUCCGCCUCAAUGCUUCCAAUGCGGAGGCCUUUUUCGGACGUCUCAUAUCCGAUGGCAUCGGUGGGAUUGACAAAGAGAUCGCCGCCCAUAAACCGUAUCUCAAGCACUACGUCUCCCAACUAGAGAGCCUCUCAUCCUCCCGUUUCAUUUUCAUACCGUCUCCUAUCGCGCGGAAGCUCUGUCAGCUCUGGUGGACUGAUCGUGUACUUCUUGAGGACGGUCCCGCCGCAUCCUUUCUGCAUGAGGCUAUAGUCUCUUGUGAGCAUCUUCACAGGCAGCUCGUCGCAAAUCAGGACGAGUUCGAUUACGUUGCAAGUCGUAUCUCCUCUUACUUGUUUGGUGAUCAAUUGACUGGGUCGCUCAUCCUGGGCGAGUCUCUCGCUAGAUGUCUCAUUCUCUACCCACAAGUCUGGUCGGGUGUCUCUCAAAUGCUCAAGUCAUAUGACAUGGCCAUGUUCACGUCCUUUUGCGUUCAUCUACCUCCUGACUGUGGGGGUACCUCUGCAGCGCUAUUCUGCAAAGACAUAUUGCCAACGGCGAACCAAUUGUAUAUGAUCAAAGAGAUAUGCUUCCACAGCGCAAAUCCUCUGGACCUCAUGUUUGAAGUCAUUGGCGAAGACCUGCACGUCUUCCUGAAGCCCGAGUCUUCGCAGGAUAUGAUCUCGCACGAAAUUGGUAUCGGUGCACUCAUGUUUCAUUAUCUCGAUAUGGCAAUCAAUUCACUAGAGAAGUGA